Messenger RNA from Cyprinus carpio (common carp), 5892 nucleotides. Its product is annotated as sodium/hydrogen exchanger 1-like. Gene Ontology annotation, cellular component: membrane. NCBI's taxonomy places the organism in Eukaryota, Metazoa, Chordata, Actinopteri, Cypriniformes, Cyprinidae. The record is from RefSeq and is a predicted model, not a curated record. Gene Ontology annotation, molecular function: sodium:proton antiporter activity. Gene Ontology annotation, biological process: proton transmembrane transport; regulation of pH; sodium ion transport.
ACCUGCCCAAAGGGUGUGUUUUUGGAGGGGUACGUAGUACUUGCUCUGCAUCACGCACUGCAGGAACGGGAAACGAACUCGUUGUGUAUGUGUGUGUGUGUGUUUGUGUGUGAAAAGCAGUCUUUGCGGAGCGCCGAAGAGCCGUGAAUAGAGCACCGACAUCCGCAGUUCGAGCGACUCUUCUCGUCGUGCGCACCGGGACCAGACGCAACAGGUUCGGGUGUUAUCAGAAGAACAAGCGAGCGAGAUGCGGAAACCGUGAUUGGAGGACUCUCUGUAUCGAUGAGGAGUGUGUUGGAGUUGUCAUUGAGUAUCUUUUUCACUGGGCUGGUGAUGAUGAUGAUGAUGGAGGAAGAAAAUGAACAUCAGCUGUACCUUAUAGUGUAGGCUAACGCAUCAAGGGAAUCUUCUCACACCAGAUAUUUGAGUUGAGUUUAUACACCCGCACAUAGUUCCUGCACUCACCUGUCUGUAUUUCCUGGUUCGCUGUCUUCACCUGGAGAGGGUGCGCUGCUUCACUCAAGCCAGGAAGUAGGAAACCCAAGAUGCUUCUCGAGUCAAGUCAGUCCGACGUCAGAAAAUGAUCCAGGAAUUAACCAGUAGAUUAAAACUAAACUUCCCCGCUCAGAUAAUACCGCGUUACUCGUGUUUCCGGAGAGGCUCGGUUCCUCUCAUCUUCUGAAGCAUGGAGCUCAAGAUGUUCAUCCUCGUCUUGGGGCUCCUGGUGGGCAGUCUGAUGCCCCUCGGAGGGGCCUCCGGGUCUCCAGGCUCGGGCACCGGUCAGGACGAAUGCAAAAAGAAUAACGGGGACGAGAAGAACGGGAACAAAACCACUAAGAAGUCCUUCCCGGUUCUGACUUUAGAUUAUAAAAAAGUCCGGCUCCCCUUUGAGAUUUCAUUAUGGGUUCUGCUGGCUUCACUGAUGAAACUGGGGUUCCACCUGAUGCCUCGCUUGUCCUCCAUCGUGCCGGAGAGCUGUCUGCUGAUCUUGGUGGGCCUGCUGGUCGGCGGUCUCAUCAAGCUUGUAGGCGAGGCCCCUCCGGUGCUGAAGUCCGAGAUCUUCUUCUUCUACCUGCUGCCUCCCAUCAUCCUCGACGCCGGCUACUUCCUGCCCAUACGGCAAUUCACUGAGAACCUGGGCACUAUUCUCAUGUUUGCAGUGGUGGGAACGCUCUGGAAUGCCUUCUUCGUUGGUGGUCUGCUGUACGGCGUUUGCCAGCUCGAGGGCACUAAUCUGGCGAGCGUCAACCUCCUGUCGUGCCUGCUGUUCGGCUCCGUCAUCUCAGCCGUGGACCCCGUGGCUGUUCUGGCUGUGUUCGAGGAGAUCCACAUUAACGAGCUGCUCCACAUCCUGGUGUUCGGAGAGUCGUUACUUAAUGACGCCGUCACUGUGGUGCUCUAUCAUCUCUUUGAGGAGUUCACCAAUGCGGGUACGAUCACGGUCACCGAUGGGUUUCUGGGUAUCGUGUGUUUUCUGGUGGGCUUGUGUGGGCGGUCGGUACGUGGUGCCAGCGAAUCUACGGCAUGCAUCCUGGCGGCCUUCACGUCCCGCUUCACCUCGCACACGCGUGUCAUCGAGCCUCUGUUCGUCUUCGUCUACAGCUACAUGGCUUACCUGUCGGCGGAGGUGUUUCAUCUGUCCGGCAUCAUGGCGCUAAUCGCGUGUGGUGCCGUCAUGCGUCCCUACGUGGAGGCCAACAUUUCCCAUAAAUCCCACACCACCAUCAAGUACUUCCUGAAGAUGUUGAGCAGGGCACAAGUGAGCGACACGCUCAUCUUCAUCUUCCUGGGAGUGUCGACGGUGGCCGGGCCGCACGAGUGGAACUGGAUCUUCGUGGUGGCGACCCUCGUUUUCUGCCUGGUGGCGCGUGUUCUGGGUGUCAUCGGCUUGACCUUCGUGAUCAACAAGUUCCGUAUCGUCAAGCUCACCUCUAAGGACCAGUUUAUCAUCGCUUACGGCGGACUGAGAGGAGCGAUCGCCUUCUCCCUGGUCUACCUGCUGAACCCUGAUCAUUUCCCCAAGAGAAACAUGUUCCUCACCGCCAUCAUCACUGUCAUCUUCUUCACGGUGUUUGUGCAGGGCAUGACCAUUCGUCCUCUGGUGGACCUCCUGGCGGUGAAGAAGAAACAGGAAACGAAGCGAUCUAUUAACGAGGAGAUUCACACACAGUUUUUGGACCAUCUGCUAACCGGCAUCGAGGACAUCUGCGGACAUUACGGACAUCAUCACUGGAAGGACAAGCUGAACCGGUUCAAUAAGAAGUACGUGAAGAAGUGCCUGAUAGCGGGCGAGCGCUCCAAAGAACCGCAGCUGAUCGCCUUCUACCACAAGAUGGAGAUGAAGCAGGCCAUUGAGCUGGUGGAGAGCGGCGGAGGAUCCAAGCUGCCCUCCGCCAUGCCGUCCACCGUCUCCAUGCAGAAUAUCCAGCCCAAGAAGCCUCUUCAGGACCGGGCGCUGCCGCAGCUCUCCAAGGCUCGUGAGGAGGAGAUCAGGAAGAUCCUGCGCACCAACCUGCAGAGGACCCGGCAGAGACUGCGCUCGUACAACAGACACACGCUGAUCGCUGAUCCGUUUGAGGACGGCUUGGACGAGAUCCUCAUCAAACGGAAGAAAAUGAAGGAGCUGGAAAAGAAGAUAUCGCAGAUGAACAAUUACCUCACUGUUCCCGCUCCACCAGCUGAUUCACCGUCCGUCGCUCGAGCUCGACUGGCUUCAGACCCUCAAGCAUGGGGCCUCAAGUCCGUCACAGAAAUCCCCACCAUUAAAGUGGAGCUCGUCUCACCGCAGAACCCAGAGUCCGUCAAAGUGGUGGACGAGUUCAGCAAGAAGGGAAGCCAGCCGAAGGGGAGCGAGGAGGAAGGCGGCCUGACCAUGAGAGUCCCCUCUUCAGAGAAGCAGAGGAAGGACAAAACUCCUGACGAGGAGCCGCAGCCACGGUUUAUGCGCUGUCUGAGUGACCCGGGCCCCGCCGCCGAAGAGGAAGACGAGGACGAGCCCUUCCUCCCCUGAGAGAGCAGCCGUCUGUCGUAAGGAGGAUGAACGAGCUCGUCGUCCUGUAUCUGCAGUCCUCAUGGAGGAUCAUUAACUGCUGUAACACGAGGACAGAUAUAUAAUCUGUAGCAAGCCAAAACGAGAACGCCAAGAAAGUCAACCAAAAUAAAGGAAAUGAAAGGGAGCGAUCAAAAUAAGCCAUUUUUUUUUUUUGCUUGUCAUUGUUGUUAUCAUGUGAAGCCUAUCAACUGUCCUUACCAGGCAAGAUGUGACUCAAAACCUAAGCGAUGAGGGAUUGAGCUCCAUCAGGUUUAUUAUUUCUGGUCACAUCAUGUCCGGUUCGGAAGCGAAUGUUACCAGCGUUUGCUAUGGAAUAAUAAUAUUCCACACGAGGGGAACAGAUCUAUGCAUAACCAAACGGUCGCACUGUUCAGUCUAUUCAGGUGAAACACUUCUCUUGUUGUUUUCAUAGCAUUGAUGCAUUUUCUAGUUCAUGAUGCUUUUGUAUUCAUCCACAUGAAUUGCCUAUGUUUUUGUGACUCGUGCAUCACUAGUUGUGUUUUACCUCUAGGGGAAUGAGACUCGUUUAUCAGGAGCAAUAUGAAAUUGGUUACAUUAUGGCCUUUCUUAUAUUUAUUAUACUGUACAGAUGGUGCGUGUCUACACUGGCUUGUUAUUUCAUCCCACACAUAGAGGACCAUUCAUGUCAUGCUGUAUUUGCAGUGCACAUAACGAACCUGAGAAACAACUAUUUACUUAUUGUGAUUGCACAAGAAAUUUACACAUGUAAAGACUUUAUUUUAUACCAAAAACAUUGAUUGACCAGUUUGAUUGGUUGUGGUUGUGUUUCCUGUUGUCUUUGCUUGUACUUUAUAUCAAAGAACAUUUAGGUCUAAUAGUCUUCGGUUCCCUUUAAAUGCACUCAAGCGCUUUGGUGACCGGUCAUGACCACUCUGAAAAACAUCUGGACUGACGAGUCAAUAAACCUUGGUUUAAAGGGAUAGUUCAUGCAGAAAUGAGAGAAUUCUGUCAUUUUUUCACUCACCUUCAUUUCAUUCCAAACCCAUAUGGAUUUUUUUUCCAUGGAAAAACAAAUGUUGAUCUUUGCACAGCUCUUUUCCAUAAAAUUCCAUUGUGACCCCAAAAAGCAUCAUAAAAGUAUCCAAACUGUCAUCUGUAUGAUUUUGUACAUUAUAUUCCUAUUCUUCUGAAGUCAUACAAUUAUAGAAGCCCAUUUCUGCCACAAAAAGUCAAGGUAGAUUAUAAUUGCAGCAUAGAACCUCUAAAUAUGAGAUACUAAAUCAUAAUUGUGAGGGCUGUCAUAAUUAUGACAUAGUACCUCAUGUUUUGACUAUUUAAGCCAUAAUUAUGAGUAAAGUCAAAAUUAUGACCAAAUCGAAAUUAUGAGAUAAAAAGUCAUGAUCGUGACAGUCAAAAUAUGAGAUACUAAUGAAUAAUUAUGAGAUUAAAAGAUAAUCAUGACAUAAAAACCAAAAUGUAAGGUACUGUAGCAAGUCAUAAUUAUGACACAGUAGAUGAUAAGUAUGGAAAUAACGAGAAAGUCAUAAAUUGGCAGUCAAAAUGAGAUGAGUCAUUAUGAGAUAACGAGCCAUAAUUGACAUAAACAAUCAAAAUAUGAGAUACUAAGUCAGAAUUAUGACAUACUAAGACAACUUCAUGAUAAAAAAAACUAUUACAAAGUCAAAAUUAUGAGAUACAAAGUCGAAAAUGACCAAAUUGAAAAUAUGAGAUAAAAAAAGUAAAAAUUGACAGUCAAAUUUGAACUACUAAGUAUAAAUUAUUACAUAAUUAGGUGAAAUUAUGGCACAUAAAGUCAAAAAUAAAUUAUGGCAUGCAGAAAGUCUUAAUUAUGAAAUUAGGACAAAAGUUGAAAAUUAUGAGAUAAAGUCCAAAUUUAUAUACAAAGUUGAAAUUAUGAUAUAAAAGUGAUAAUUGUGAGAUAGUAAGGCAUUAUGUGCCAUAAUUAUUAUUUUUGUGGCUUUCUAUCUCAUAACUUUGAGGUUGGGCAUAAUUAUGACUUACAAAAGCAUGCUUUCCCCCCUCAUUUGUCAGAAAUGGGUUUCUCAAGUAAAGACCUGAAGGUGAAUAAAUGAAAACGUAGCCCCCUUUUUUUUGGCUGAAUUAUUCCUUUAAUACCUGCAGAUUAACCCUUUCACCACGUAGCUCUGCUUUCACACACGCACAAACACACAUAAUUUUACUGCCAGUGUGAUGGAAACAUGAGUUCAUGUUCGGAAAUGUUGAUUUGUGCUGCAUGACCACCAAAAAGUGUGAUUGUAUCCCGAAAGAACUAUGCAGAGUCUGGAGUAUCAAUUAUAUGAAUUAUUCCCUUUAAAGCCUUUGCACCUCGAGUAUCAGAACCCUGGCCUUUGAUCCUCCUGCAGCCAGAGGAGACUCAGACAUUAAGAUCCUGCUCUGGAGGUGCAUCUGAAAAAUAUAAUAUAUCAAAAUCAGAAAGUCUUUUGCAUGCACAGAGAGUAGAUUAGUCUUUUUUUAAAUAUGAGAUGUGGUGAAAUCAGAUUUAUAUAUUUUACAUAUGUGAACUCUAAAGGUCCAUAGAUGUCUGUAUUCUGCUGUGAAGUGUUACAGUGCUAACUCACCAGUUAUUUAGCAUUUUACUUUUGCCUUUGAGAAGAGAGGACGUCUUCUCUCCUGCCUUUCUCAUCAGAUUCGUCACAGCCUUAGCUGAAGUUUCAUGCACUUGAGCGGGUUUCUGCUGGUUUUGGGAGUUUAGUCAGACUUGCGGGUUUGUGCAUGAGCUGGUUUUCGUAUCACCUGUCCUGUUGUGUCUGACGAAUGUUCACAGCCGUCAGUAUGCGAUGUAAACGCAGAGCAGAGGACAGCGUUGCAGUGAGAUGCCUUGAUGUCAGGUUUUGAUG